GCGCCAGCGCGUUCAUUUCAGUUGAAUCCGCCGCGCGGGAAAUUUGUUUUGCGGGCAGAGGAUUAUCGGUACUACAGUAGGUAGUUGCCUUCCAGCUCGAUGAUCCGAUGAAGCCGCGUGCAACCGAGCCAACAAGCAAUUCAUGGCCGAGUCCUCUGACGGAGGAUGGAUUGACGGUUAAUUGACAGCAGCCAAAUGCUCCCAAUCCUGUUCCGAUAAGUGCCCUUAUGCGGCGAUGAAGAGAAGCCGGUUGGGGGUGGGCACGCCGUGGCGCCAGGUGCCAGCGGGCAGAAGUGCGGUGUGGUGGGGGAGAAGGGUGUAGAAGGCAGGCACGGGCGGCGAAGCGUGCAGUAGCAUCGCCUUAGCGCAAAUACAGGGGAGAGGAACGACAGGGCGACCAUGACGACUCCAGGGAAGCGCGAAUGUGGGGAAGGGGAGAAAGCCGUGGAAGCUGAUGGGAGCAAAGGGGUGGCUGGCGACGGCUGGCUUCAGCAUCCUGACAAGCCGUUUGUUGUAACCACAGACGCUUGCCAAUAUGGCAUAGGCGCGGUCCUUGCGCAACAGGAGGGUGACGUCAAGUCAGCAUGCCCCUUACAUCCUGGGCGACACACGUGCUACAAUGGCCGGGACAAAGAGUUGCAACCCUGCGAAGGCGAGCUAACCUCAAAAACCCGGUCUCAGUUCGGAUUGCAGGCUGCAACUCGCCUGCAUCAAGGCGGAAUCGCUACGACUGAUUAUCGUGGGCGGCUACUGGCAUUUACGGAAGCCGUAGCUGCCGUCGAGGCCCGGAAGGAGACAGCAGAGGCAGAACGUCAGCGGCUAGCCAAUGAAGCGGCARCCGAAGCUCAGCGAACGACUGAGACUGACGCAGAGACACGAGACAGACGGAAUGCCAGCAGCACGGAGUCCUUGAUUGCUUGUGAGCAUCAGUGGACGACGAUACUCCAAGGCAUGAUCUUUGUGCCUACGGAAGAGCAGGCAGACCCAACACCGGCAGAGGCAGAGAGAAGUAACCUGGCUAACUUGCCGCUGGGCAUGAUGAGAGGUAUUAUGUGGAAUAAUACACUGCUGCAUUCACAUCUGCGCACGGACGCGACGCAGCGACAAACAUACAAGAACGAUAUGACUGCGUUAACAACUGCUAUCCGCACAGAGGCAACGCAGCAGCAGCAACAACAUCAUCUGUUGAAUUCCACUAUCACACGCGUCAACAGCAUAGUGGCUAACGCCUCAGCAGCGCCAGGCUGCACGACAGACGUGACGAAGCAACUCAACGAGCGCAUCGAUCACGUCGUCACCAUCAUCGGCGACAUAAGUACUUUCAACGGACCAGACUCGAUCAGCAACACGGUGGCCGCCAUCAAGACGGACAUCACCAAGCUACAGACGAGACCGGAAGCCGCUACAAAGACGUUCAAGAUGCCGCACUUCGACAUCAACAAGUUCGACGAUUACAACAAGUCGGACGCCUUGUCAUGGUGGCAACGCUUCCUCACGGAAGCAUCAUGCCGCAUGGUCCCGGCGGACGACAUGUUGAAGGCACUAUAUUGGAGGAGCGCAGGGAUGGAUGAACCACCUAGCGGCUACACACAAGUGCACUAUCGCCGAACUCCACACGCACAUUACGUGGAAGGAGUUCGAGCAGCUAUGGUUCACCCGGUUCAUGGUCCGCAACGUCGUGAAGGCGGCCAUGAAUGAGGUGUACACAUGCUCUCAGGGGAACAUGCCAACUCGAGACUGGACAACGAAGUGGCAAAAGAUAGUGACCACAACAGGUUUCGACUUGACGUUUCCAAAUCAACGAUCCGAGUUCUU
Molecule: messenger RNA, 1815 nt
Organism: Chara braunii
Lineage: Eukaryota; Viridiplantae; Streptophyta; Charophyceae; Charales; Characeae
Source: the annotation of a GenBank genome assembly